AUGAAGUCAUCACCAAUUGAUACAGAACUACGUCUGCUUCCAUUACACACCUUAUUCGAUUCAAAUAUAUAUUUAGACAAUACGACAACCGAGAAUGAUGAGAAUCAAAUUUCAAAUAAAGUUCAAAUACUAUCACCAUCAUCAGUCAUGGUAACAACAUAUUCGAAUCCACCUGUCAAUCAAACAAGUAGAAUUGCUGAUCAUGAUCGUUCUUAUACUACUAGAAAAACACGAUUUCUUGAUUCAAUUACUCAAUCAUUGUGUAAUUAUCAAGUGACACAGUAUAAUCUUGCAUGGAAUGAAUAUAUUAAGAAAAGUCUAAAUUUUCUGGAAUAUGGUCAAUUUCAAACAAUAAAAACACGUAGACAUCAACGACGGCCAUCAUCAUCAUCAUCAGUAUUAACAACAACAACAACAGCAGCAGCAGCAACAAAAGUGGCAACAUCAAAAGUAGCAACAGAAACAGCAACAUCCUCUAUUCGAAUUUCAUUCGAACAAAAAUUCAGUCAUUAA
This is a messenger RNA of Rotaria sp. Silwood2, 513 nucleotides long. Lineage: Eukaryota; Metazoa; Rotifera; Eurotatoria; Philodinida; Philodinidae. The record is from the annotation of a GenBank genome assembly.